GAAAUGGCUACAAUAACAAGUAUCAAAAGGGCGAGACCUGCGAGCUCGCCAAAAGAAAACAAGAAAGUACUCCCUCGAAGCGACCACCUUCUCGUAUCCUCUACGAAGGGCAAGCAAAAAACAAAACAAUCCACAAAACCUCUCCCAACAUCCUUCAAAAUAGUCGCCGGAUCCUACGAAAGACUGCUGUAUGGCCUUGAUGGAUCUGUCUCGCUUAAUGAGACGAACGAUAGCUACAAGUUCGAGCUGCGACCAACCUUUCUAUUUCCUGCACACGUAUCGUGCAUCAAGGCCGUCGCUGCGUCUCCGAAUGGCGGGAAAUGGCUUGCUACGGGGAGCGCAGAUGAAGUCAUAAAGGUUUGGGAUUUGCGUAGGAAAAAGGAGAUCGGCGGGCUUUUGCACCAUGAAGGGUCUAUAACACAGCUUCAUUUCCCCUCCCGCUCGCAUCUUCUCUCAGCGUCCGAAGACGGUACAUUAUGCUUGUUUCACGCACGCGACUGGGUCGUACUUCGCUCCCUCAAAGGUCACAAGGGCCGAGUCAAUUCUAUGGCGGUACAUCCAUCAAAUAAAGUUGCGCUGAGCGUAGGCAAAGACAACACGCUGCGCAUGUGGGAUCUUAUGCGGGGGAAGGGGUCUGCUAGUACGAAGCUGGGAAAAGAGGGGGAAGUCGUGCGGUGGUCGCCGACAGGCUCGUCGUUCGUCGUGCAAUCUCAAAACACCAUCGAUGUAUUCACCGUUGACAUGGUUCUUCGCCACACAAUCACGCAUCCAUCCCGAAUACAUACAGUUCGAUUUAGUAACCGAGUCAACGGUUCCGGAGAAUUGUUACUUGUCGGUGCAGAAGACAAAAAAUUGUCGAUAUACGACAUUCCAGAUGACCCAGAAAUAUUGCCCACCGUCAUUGCAGAAAUGACUGGACACUCCAGUCGCGUAAAAGAAGUCGAGAUUCUUCCUCUCGCACUACCCCGAUCAACGAAGGCAAAUGCACCCCUCUCGACUAUCAUCCUGUGCACCGUCUCGUCUGACGGUAAAAUUCACGUUUACGACCUGGCUUCGCUGCCCGCCGACCAAAAAGCCGGAAGUGAAGUGCUGCAGAUAUCACCUGUGGCUGAGUACGAUACAAAAGGCACGCGGCUGACGUGCGUGACCAUCGCGGACGGCGAGGCUCUUGAGCAUGCCAAGAGUGUGAAUGGGAAGCGGAAGCGGGGGGAUGAAGACAGCGAACAGGAAGAUGAGGAUGAAGGAUGGGGAGCUCAUGAACGAGAAGCAGAAGAUGAUGAAAGUGGGUGAGGCCGAGGUUUGAUAGGUUCCUUGUUUAUCGUAUACGUAGCUGCUAUAAACUCAUCGAUGCUCGUCUUGUUUCAUUUUUUUUCAGUUCGUUACGGUGUUCCUACUAGCAUGAGAUCCAACCUCAUGUCACCACUCAUUCGGAGUAGCAUAGUGCCUACCGCCUUCGCGUGCAGUCCGAGUCGAGAUCAUGAUGUCCAGGUAUUGUCACCCUCAUCCAGCCAAUUUUUCCUCUUGAUUUCUGGUCUAAACAAUAUCUCACCCUGCUGAAUGUGUCUUGCCAGGUUU
Molecule: messenger RNA, 1575 nt
Organism: Suillus subalutaceus
Lineage: Eukaryota; Fungi; Basidiomycota; Agaricomycetes; Boletales; Suillaceae
Product: WD40-repeat-containing domain protein
Exons: 5
Coding region: 4-1290 (428 amino acids)
Molecular function (GO): protein binding
Source: RefSeq, a predicted model, not a curated record